ACAUAUCAGGAGAUCUCUCUCUCUCUCUCUCCCACAACUCGCGAACAAAGCAAACCCUAGAUCAUCAAUCGGAGAGGAAGACGGCAGCUCUUCGUCGGCGAUUCUUUCCACCGGUGGUGGCUAAACUUUCACAGAUCUCUUCAUCUCUUUAACAUUCUGGUGGGACUUCUGCCAUGGCUGAGCAUUUGGCUUCAAUUUUUGGUACCGAGAAGGACAGAGUCAACUGUCCCUUCUACUUCAAGAUUGGCGCUUGCCGCCACGGUGACCGUUGCUCUCGUCUCCACAACCGUCCCACCAUCUCCCCUACACUCCUUCUCUCGAACAUGUACCAAAGGCCUGACAUGAUAACCCCUGGUGUUGACGCUCAGGGCCAACCACUCGACCCUCGCAAGAUCCAAGAGCAUUUUGAGGAUUUCUUUGAGGAUCUCUUUGAGGAACUCGGAAAGUUUGGUGAGAUUGAGAGCCUCAACAUUUGUGACAACCUUGCUGAUCACAUGAUUGGCAACGUAUAUGUUCAGUUUAAGGAAGAGGAUCAGGCUGCAGCGGCUUUGCAGGCUCUGCAAGGCAGGUUCUAUUCAGGGCGUCCCAUCAUUGCGGAUUUCUCUCCUGUGACUGAUUUCCGCGAAGCCACGUGUCGGCAGUAUGAAGAAAACAACUGUAACCGUGGUGGCUACUGUAAUUUCAUGCACGUGAAGCUUGUUUCGAGGGAGCUGAGGAGAAAACUCUUUGGGAGGUAUCGGCGGUCAUACCGCAGGGGAAGCAGAAGCAGAAGCAGGAGCAGGAGUAGGAGUAUUAGCCCCAGGCACAAGAGAGACUAUGACCGACGUGAUCCUCCUCCUCACAGGGAAUUCGGUCACCGGGACCGAGAUCGUGAGUUUUACCGUCAUGGAAGUGGGAAAAGAAGCAGUGAGAGGUCUGAGAGGCAAGAUAGGGAUGGUUCAAGGGGUAGGAGACCAGCAAGCCCUAAACGAGGAGGGAGCCCUGGUGGCGGGAGAGAAGGAAGUGAGGAGAGGAGGGCAAGGAUUGAGCAAUGGAACCGAGAACGGGAGGAGAAGGAAGAGGGAGGUGCUUAAAACGCUUGAUUUACUCGAAUCACAGUUGCUGCAAUGUGGUUUUUUGUGCGUCUGCUUCUAUGCGUUUGCUGAUUGUUUCUUAGAUCGGUAAAAUCUGGCAAUGGGAUUUUCAUUUGGUUGUUUUAAUUUGGACUUGAAAUGAGUGGAACCAACUCCUUUAGAUUAUAAAAAUGUUUGGGGUUACUUUCUUGUAGUUUUUUGAUUAGGAAAAAAACCUUGUUGCCGCGUCCCCUUGUUAUUGAUAUUCACCAGUGUUCCUUAGAACUUUGUACUAUCGUCUGUUGGUCUUAAAGAGUUUAGUUUUCUUUUAAA
This is a messenger RNA of Camelina sativa (false flax), 1385 nucleotides long. The record is from RefSeq and is a predicted model, not a curated record. NCBI's taxonomy places the organism in Eukaryota, Viridiplantae, Streptophyta, Magnoliopsida, Brassicales, Brassicaceae.